Messenger RNA from Pocillopora damicornis (cauliflower coral), 2666 nucleotides. RefSeq names its product hatching enzyme 1.2. NCBI's taxonomy places the organism in Eukaryota, Metazoa, Cnidaria, Anthozoa, Scleractinia, Pocilloporidae. Gene Ontology annotation, molecular function: metalloendopeptidase activity; zinc ion binding. Gene Ontology annotation, biological process: proteolysis. The record is from RefSeq and is a predicted model, not a curated record.
GAUACACAUUUAAUCGAAAGGUGAUUGUGAUCAUCGAUUGCUUUGAAGUGUUCAUCGACAGACCAACAAAUCUGCUGGCUAGAGCCCAACUACCUCCACUCUGCACUUUCUCUAACAUAAAAGGCCACUUGUUGACUCCAAAAAGACGUCAAACAUGUAAACAUUAAUUUUAUAAAUGGGCAGAAUUAAAAUCUGCUCAAAUUUAACUUAUAUGAUUUGUGGGAAUAGACAUUAUUUACGACUUUAAGAUCAACUAGAGAACUAUUAAGCAAACCGACAUGACAAGCUCGUUUUUAUCAUCAGUCAUUUUUGAUAUGUUUAUUUGUUUUCCGGAAUGCUUUUGAAUGACGUAUCACUUCAACACUGAAACGUGAGGCCAAUAAGUAGUUUUAAAUAAAUGCAUUUUUGUUGCAAUUAAAAGAGAUCAGUAUUGACUCAAUACGUGACAAGCCGAUAUAAAUUGAUGUUGAAUGCUCGGAUGACUAUAAAGUUCUGAAAUUGUGUUUGCUGCAUUUCGUUUACGAAAAGAUCUCGUUUAGCAGUAGUCAGAGCUCAAGUCAACUGAGUCAGAUUUAUGUCUUCAGAAGAUGAGGUGCAUUAGCGUCCUUUUAUUGAUCAACACUGGCUUUGCCGCUGUACAUAAUCCUGACGAAAAUUUUGGCUUGAGGAACUCCAGUCUUUUUGAAGGAGACAUGCUACUUCCGGAGGAGCAGCGGGAAAGAGCAGAAGAAGGAUUAGAUAUUGAUGGGAUUCGCCACAAAAGAGCCUCGUCGAGAUCCAAAUUAUGGCCUAAGGGAGUCGUCCUCUAUCAGAUCUCUCCAAGCCUCAGUCGCUAUUCCCGAGCGAUGUCUGCCAUCAGAGCUGGGAUGGCCGACUGGACCUCAAAAACCUGUAUUCAGUUUAAGAGAAGAACAAGCCUUAGUCAGAAAGCUUACGUUUUCUUCAGAUAUGGCAGAGGAUGUGCAUCAUAUGUGGGAAGAAUUGGUAGGCGCCAAGAUAUUUUUCUCGCACCAGGAUGCUGGCACAAGGGCAUCUGUUCUCAUGAAAUAGGUCACGCUAUCGGAUUUUACCAUGAGCAGUCCCGUCCUGACAGAGAUAAGUUCAUCAGGAUUAAUCGUGCUAAUAUAGUUUCAGGGAUGGAAUCUAAUUUUUAUAAAUACAGCAGAGGAAAAAUCGAUUCACUCGGCACACCAUACGACUAUGGAAGUCUAAUGCAUUAUAGGGGUACAGCUUUCAGUAGGAAUGGAAAACCUACAAUAGUUGCUAAAAAAUCAGGGGUUACUAUUGGCCAACGAAAAGGAUUAAGUUCCAUUGAUGCAAAACAGGCGAACCUUUUGUACAAAGCAGAGUGUGCAAGGAGGCCCAAGCCCACACCGAAGCCCACGCCCAAGCCCACUUCAAAGUCAACGCCUAAGGCUACACCCAAACCUACGCCAAAGACCACACCCAAGCCCACACUUUACGCCACAUCAAAGCCCACGUCCAAGGCCACGCCCAAGGCCACGCCCAAGGCCACGCUCAAGGCUACGCCCAAGGCCACGCCCAAGCCUACCCCGAAGACCACACUCAAGCCCACACCCAAGGCCAAACCUAAGCCCAAAGCAACUUGCAAAGACAGGUCACGCAAAUGUCGUCGUCGGUCUUGGAUACGCCGCUGCAGAAGGAGGAGAAGAAUAAAAAACAAAUGCAAGAAAAGCUGCAAAGUCUGUUGAGCAAGGAGAAGAAGAAAUAGUUCUUAAAACCCUAAGGCACAAGCGAGAUAAGAACCAUAUUUAGCGGUUGACUUUAAGGGUUAAUUGCACGAUAAGAAGUUUAAUUAAGUCCUAAAAUAAACUCUGUAAUGAAGAAAAAAUAACGAAAUAGUUAACGUAGCUUUAAGGAAAGCUUGGUUCGCACCUGCAACACAAUCGUAUCAAGACGACACAAAGAAAAAAAUUACCUCUUUGUAAUUGUUGCAAUGUUUAUCAUGUUAUAUUCCUACUGUGCUGUUAGGUCUUCAUCUCCACAUAAACAGCGUGAUGAUAUAUCGAUCUUUUAGGACGUUCUGCUUCAUGAAACCAAAUUAAUGUGAAUUCUGCUUGCGUCGCUAAGUCCGAGAAUGUUAUUAUGUUGCCACAAUGUAAUCAUACUUCAGACUUAUUCUUGAGCGAACGAAGGAAUGAAUGCGUUCCGUAAAUGUAAAAACCUUAAAAGUAAGCCUACGUGUUAGUGGCUUAAAGGCAAAAGAUAUUUCACGCAGUUAGGUGAAAGCAUGUUUGUGAUUUAUAAAGGGAAACCUUGCUUGAAAUGUUGCCUUUCGGAGGAAUAAUGCCCUAGUUUUUCCAUAAUUUAAUGAAAACAUCCCCAAGGAGCUCAAGAAGACACCGUUGAAGCAUCGUAACUCGGAUCUCAUCACUAUUCUCCAUGCCGUGCAUGGCUACAGACAAAGAUCUGUCGUGAACUCGUACAUGAUGGUAUCCUAUCUUAAAACAAUCUAUAAAGGACAGGAGUUUAUUGCAUUCUCGAAUUCUGACGACGUUCUAGUGGACGAAAGAUUUUAGCUAAACGAAAAAAAAUUAGGUUACAAGCUGAAAGGCAAGUAAAGCUGAAGGUAAAAACUGUAACCUGACAAAUAGAUAAUACUAAAGAAGAUCAAUAGCUCUAAAAUACUGGUCGUUUGUUGUUUA